Molecule: messenger RNA, 426 nt
Organism: Mesocestoides corti
Lineage: Eukaryota; Metazoa; Platyhelminthes; Cestoda; Cyclophyllidea; Mesocestoididae
Source: the annotation of a GenBank genome assembly
AUGGGAUUGUACCUAGAUGUUCUCAGGUUCCCAUUAAAUUGCUACUGUGGAAAGCAAGGUCAAAUAGAGGCAGCGGUGUUCAUUGUCAACCCUAAGCUCUCCGCCAUCGCAAAUCUCCCAUUGUUGACCCCUCCCACCCCACUGGUCCUCGCAGCUAACAGCUCCACGCUGCACAUCGCAGGCUCAGUUAUGGCCCGGGUUAUGGUCGAUUCAAUUCAAGCCCGACAUUCCUUCCUUGUCUCCCCAGACUGCCAAUGGAAUGUUAUUCUAAGGUAUGACUUCCUAAGCGCUCACAAGGGUGUCAUCGACUGCCCACGGGCCAAGUUGAUCGUGUACAACUGGAAUCCUCUCUCCCAGUGGUCGACUUUGACUCUAUCAACUCUCUAUCAGAACCCUCCAACAUCUUCCCUCCAACAUCCCACGUAA